This is a messenger RNA of Yamadazyma jaroonii, 624 nucleotides long. The record is from the annotation of a GenBank genome assembly. Lineage: Eukaryota; Fungi; Ascomycota; Pichiomycetes; Serinales; Debaryomycetaceae.
AUGAUAAUAAUAUUAUUUUUGUUACCAGUGAUAUUAUGUCAAGUAGUCCCUAGGGAAUUACCCACGUUAUCAUUACCCAACAUAGAAGCCACAUACACCUAUGAUAUACAAGUGAAUGAUGACAGCAAAAAUCCAUAUGUGUAUAAAACAGAUUUACCGGAAAACUUGGUGUUUAUAAUACUUGGUGGUGUUGCUUUGUUGAUAUUCUUAAUUGUUGCAAUGGUAAUGUUUAUAACAUGGUUGAUUUCAUUAUAUAAGGCUAAGACUCAAAGUGAAAAAUAUGUUUAUAACCAACCACUUGUAUAUGAACAUCAAUCAUCUGCAUCAUCCAAUUCAUCGAUUUUUGAAAGAAAAUCUAUUCAAUCCACUUCAAAUUUGAGUCAAUUAACUAUGAAUCAAGUUUUGAAAAGUAAAAAUAGGGGUUCAAUGUUUUUCAGUCCCACAAAUGAUUUCGUUCUAGAUGCCAAUAAAUCAUCUUCUAAAGUAAGUCUAUUCGAUUAUAAUCCAUCAGUGUUUGAAUGGAACAAUAUCGAUAAUAAUAGUUUGGAUCGUCUUGAUAAAAAACCUUCCAAACGUCCACCAAGUCAAUAUCUUGAAGAUUUAUUAGGAGACUCUUCAGAUUGA